CGCAGAGACACUGGUGUGACGUGGAAUCCAGAACAUGGACUUCAUGCCAGAUGACAACUCCCAGUACAAACAUGUCGACUACUGGGAUGAAAGAUACAAGAAGGAGCUAUGUUACGACUGGUUGGGCGACUUCUCCAAAUUCCAGCACCUUCUGGAUACGCACGUCAAGAAGGAAGACUCCAUUCUCAUACUGGGUUGCGGAAACAGCAGCAUGAGUGGGGACAUGUACCAUGCCGGCUACCGCUCCAUCACCAACAUAGAUUACUCCUCGGUGUGCAUCAGCACAAUGGGCGCCAGGUACAGCGACUGCCCCGGUAUGACCUGGCGUCAGAUGGACGUGCGCCAGCUCCGCUUCCCCGGCGCCUCCUUCGAUGUCGUCCUCGAGAAGGCCACGCUGGACGCCAUCAUGGUGGAUGAGAAGUCACCUUGGGAGACGUCCCCUGAGACCGCCUGUUUUGUUCACCAAGCACUCUCAGAGAUCAGCCGCUGCUUGAAGCCUGGAGGACGCUUUGUCUCCGUCACCUUUGCGCAGCCCCUCUUCAGGAAACGCCUCUACGCUCGCGCUGAGUACAACUGGUCAAUCAAGCAGUACAGUUAUGGAGAAGGCUUUGAAUAUUUUGUGUAUGUGAUGACCAAAGGAGAACAGCUCAGUCCACAAGAUGCAGACCUGGAGAAAAAGCUAAUUGAGGAGAUGAAAUCGGAACCUGGCAGGACCCCCACUACACAACAAGAGGACAAUGAGGACUUCUUGUCGAAUAUUGACUUGUAAAAUGACUGCAGAAUUUUAAGGAAUCUAAGACCUCAGAAACUUCACACCAUCACACUUAAAAAAUGUCUCGGUGGGAAGUAAUUUUCAAGCAAACUAGGAAUAUAUAACAUUU
This is a messenger RNA of Limanda limanda (common dab), 881 nucleotides long. RefSeq names its product endothelin converting enzyme 2a (gene ece2a). The transcript has 4 exons. The coding region runs from base 35 to 769 and encodes 244 amino acids. The record is from RefSeq and is a predicted model, not a curated record. Gene Ontology annotation, molecular function: S-adenosylmethionine-dependent methyltransferase activity. NCBI's taxonomy places the organism in Eukaryota, Metazoa, Chordata, Actinopteri, Pleuronectiformes, Pleuronectidae.